AUGCAUGGGACUUUGGGGGAAAUCAACGACUACUACGAGAAUCUCUCCAGAUUACAUGAAAAACUGUCUAGUGAUAUGAGUGAUCUCACUCUGAAAGAAAUGACUCUUCAUCGCAAUUUUAAACAUAUAAACCAGGGUUUUAACCGACUUGCAGGAAAAAAGAAACAGAUGCAAGACAAAAUCCACGAACUUGAGAAUAUGCAUUCGUUUUAUACCGAAUACACAUCAAACAAUCGCAUUUUAGAUUCUAUAGAUGCUUCUAUGGAUACUGCAUUGCCAAUUACUGAUCAUGGCAGGGAUUGUAUAGAGCCUGCAGAUAAAGACCAAAGCUUUGGAUCAAGCAGAGGACAAUUUUUAUCAAUUGAGAGCAUUGCGACCAAACUUACCGAGAUGCUUCAUGGUGUUAAUGCUGCUUGUCGAUUCUUUAACAAUAAUCCAGAAUAUUUUGAGGCAAAUGAAUACCUGGAAAAAUACGAAAUACAAAAACUACGCAUAUUUGGGAUUGUUAAACUCAUUUUUAAGGCGUUAUAUAUGGACUCAACAUCUCUAGAUGUACAAAAACACUAUAACACCUACAGAAAAAUUGGAAGUACCUUGCGAAUGUUAACUUCAGAAUACGGAGAAUCGGAAACGGAACUUUUGCAGCUUCAAAUGUAUUACAUUACCGGAAGGGUAAAGAUGUUGGAUGCUCACUGCAAGCAGAAUGGUGUAAAUGAGAGUAAAAAUAUCGAAGAGAUGUGCAAAUUUUUUUAUACAAUGGGAAGCCUGGAAGUUAUGAUAUUCUAUGAAACAUUUGGAAAGGAAAAUGGACACGAAUCCUUGAAGACGCUGGUAUCCAAUAUCUCCUUUUACUUUUCUGAGCUUUCUAAAAGGCAUGUUUCCAGGGUGAAGGAUGACGAUGAAAUGAGGAAUGCUCUUGAGGCACUAGAUAGAAACAUGAUUCUACCUGUAAAGGAAUCUGAAAAUUCUACCGUCUUAAAUCCUCUACUGUCAAGCGCAAAGGUUACAUACAAGGCCAUUGAAAGUCUGCUUUUGAAAAUUAUACAUAGAGAAAUAUCUACGAAAAUCAAGGGGUAUGAUAAAAAGGUGUACGCUUCUCUCUAUUUGGAUAAUUCCUACAAUGCACAGGAGGACAAAAUCUUAAAGUGGGUAUACGAAAAGUACGGGUGUAAAUCCUCAUACUUUUACCCUCCAGUUUUAUAUGCUGUAGGUAUUAUUGAAAUUAAUUUCAGGUUUUUGAGCGAAGGAAGUGUUGCAACGCUAGUCUCUUCCGUAAUAAACUCCUUACGUCCCGCGUUAUUAGAUCUGCAAUUGAUUAUUAGAAAACUUGAUAUCGACAAGAGGCUCUGUAAAAUAAAUGAGGAGAUAUUUUUGUUCAGAAAUCUCCACUUUUUAAUAAGUUCUGUGGAUGAAAGAUACAGAGAUAUACAUCAACUAUUUGGGCUCCAGGCAGAAAAUAGCAAGAGACAACUCGUAUCGGGGAUUGUGGAUUUUCUUUGCUGUGAUUUCAUUUCCUUCUCGAGGCAAACCAAAGAACAUGACGAGCAACUAUAUAAUUCAGAAAUUUCUACUCUUCAUUCCAAGAUUUGCGAGAAACUUCCAAAAAUAAAACAGUGUCUGAAAAAACAGGCAGAGGAUAGCUAUGAGGAAGUAAUAGAUUCGGUAAUUGAUGGAGUGGAACUUAUAGUUGCAGAAUACGCAGAAGAGUUUGGUGCAAAAUGUGACAUAAAUAGAGGUGAUUUUGUGCAAGAAGUUGGGGAAGAAUACGUGGGUUACUUGCUAGACGUAUGA
Messenger RNA from Theileria equi strain WA, 1791 nucleotides. RefSeq lists its product as hypothetical. Lineage: Eukaryota; Apicomplexa; Aconoidasida; Piroplasmida; Theileriidae. The record is from RefSeq and is a predicted model, not a curated record. Bases 1 to 1791 code for a protein of 596 amino acids. The transcript has 4 exons.